AUGUCCACCCCCACCAUCCCCCCUCGAGAACCCUACACCCUCCCCCCCGCCGCCUGCGCCCUCCUACUCACCUCCACCCGCCUAUUCGUGCGCGACUACAUGUCGCGCUACGACGCCUCUCACGACUGGGCCCACAUCGAGCGGGUGUCGCGUCUCGCCACGCGGCUGACCCCUCCCUCCGCCGACCACGGGCACGACGCGCUACUGAUCCAGCUCGCCGCGCUGCUGCAUGAUGUCGGGGACCAUAAAUAUUCUACUGGUGGGGACUCAGUGGAAAUGGUGGUCGCGCACGUCUCGUACUCUUCCGAGAUCGCGAACCCGGCCGCGGUGCGCGCGGUGUUGGCGGUGUACCCCGAGUUGGCGGUAGUGCAGGACGCGGACCGCCUGGAUGCGCUGGGGGCGGUGGGGAUUGCGCGGUGUUUUGUGUUUGGCGGGGUUGUGAGGAACGCGAGUCUGCAGGGGUGCGUGGAGCAUUUUGGCGAGAAGUUGGUAAAGAUUCAGGCGCUCAUGAAGACGAGACUGGGGAGGGAACUGGCCGUGGAGAGGACUAGGAGGGUAAACGAGUUUUGGGGGUGGUGGAGGGAGGAGAAUGGCGAGGGGGAGGAGGAGGUGGGGGUGCCAGAGGAGAAGGUGGAAAUGUAG
Molecule: messenger RNA, 642 nt
Organism: Tricharina praecox
Lineage: Eukaryota; Fungi; Ascomycota; Pezizomycetes; Pezizales; Pyronemataceae
Exons: 2
Coding region: 1-642 (213 amino acids)
Source: RefSeq, a predicted model, not a curated record